Molecule: messenger RNA, 867 nt
Organism: Guillardia theta CCMP2712
Lineage: Eukaryota; Cryptophyceae; Pyrenomonadales; Geminigeraceae
Exons: 7
Coding region: 1-867 (288 amino acids)
Source: RefSeq, a predicted model, not a curated record
AUGGCUAGACCUCCAACCCCGCCGAUGCCGACGGGCAUGGAGCAGGACGCCAUGAGGAUGGCGUACAGCAAGUACCAGGUCAAGGUCAUCCUGUACUCCCUCUCGAGGAAGUCAGCGCCAUCAGGCGGAGCGAUAGACGCUUGGCUGGAGGAGAGGAGGAGAGAACGCGAGGGCAGGCAAAGAAGCGCUUGUCAGGACCCCACAUAUGGCGCUGCUAAGGUCCAGCAGAGGAGGGCAGAGAGAAUUCUGACUGCGAGUGGAGACAUCGUCGACCUGAGACACCUCAGCAUAACGGGGGACGGGAAGUUCCAGCAGCAGCAACCUCGACCAGGUGAAACCGCAGGCGCGGUGUUAGGCCGAACGGGCAGACGAGGGUCGUCGGCGUCCAGGAGCCUCCGCGAAAGAAGCUCAAAGCAGCAGAAACAGAAGUUGACGGGGAGAGAAGACUCAGUCCCUACCUUGGAACAAGCUGAGAAAGAUUUUCUUGUCAAGCUGCAGAAGCACAACUUGCGAGUGAGGAGGAAGGACGCGACCAGGGAGAUGGAGGUCGACUACAUUGAGCUUGCUGAAAGGAGGCUCGCUCCGAAUCCGAAGCCGCAGGUCGUCCUGUCUGCAUCAGAUGAGGAGGAGGACGAAGAGGAGCUGCAGGCUGAGGACGUGGUCACCACGUUCGUACAACAGAAGCUGGUCACCAGCGAGCUCUCCAGCGCGCACACGAGCAAGCUACUCUACGCCUUCACCCGGGAGGACUCACCGGACUCCUUUGACUCUGACGGGGAGGGGACGGACUGGCGGUCAGAGUCUACGAGAACUUCCUACACCGCGACUCUCAGCAGGAAAGGAAGUCGCAGCAGCAUCGCCCGCUAG